AGCGUCCCUGCUCUCUCCUACAGCUUUGCCCUGGCUAUGGCGACUCCUGGCCCUGUGACUCCGGAGGCACCCUUUGAACCAACGCGGCCCCCAGUCAUUGAGGGCUUUAGCCCCAGUGUCUACAGCACUCCGGAAAGCUUCAAGGAAAAGUUCCUUCGCAAGACCCGCGAGAACCCAAUGGUCCCCAUAGGCUGCCUGGGCACGGCGGCCGCCCUCACCUACGGCCUCUACUGCUUCCACCGGGGUCAGAGCCAGCGUUCCCAGCUCAUGAUGCGCACCCGGAUCGCCGCCCAGGGCUUCACGAUCGCAGCCAUCUUGCUGGGUCUGGCUGCAUCUGCUAUGAAGUCUCGACCCUGAGCCCGCGGCCUGGCCCUGAAAGCUCCGCGGAGUUAUUUCCAGCCUCGGGAGCAACCACCGGUCCUGCCACAAAACUUAUUCCCUCAUACCCCUUGACAAGCCCCUGAGUCAGUGGGGGAGGAGGUGGCCAAUCGUGUAACCGAUAGACUUUUUCAGGACCCUCAGGUUUGGUUCACUUCCAGCGUUGUGAAGUGAACAUAGAAACUUCUGUUUGUGCCGCACUUUCUCCACUCCUUACUUAAUAAAUUCUGAUACACUUGU
Messenger RNA from Diceros bicornis minor, 618 nucleotides. RefSeq names its product HIG1 hypoxia inducible domain family member 2A (gene HIGD2A). Bases 37 to 357 code for a protein of 106 amino acids. NCBI's taxonomy places the organism in Eukaryota, Metazoa, Chordata, Mammalia, Perissodactyla, Rhinocerotidae. Gene Ontology annotation, cellular component: mitochondrion. The record is from RefSeq and is a predicted model, not a curated record. Gene Ontology annotation, biological process: mitochondrial respirasome assembly. The transcript has 2 exons.